AUGGGAUUCAACCUCGCUGUAGUCAUAGGCGCCGUUGCGGCCACCUACGUCUUUCUGGUCACCCUUCUCCGACUCACCCAGGAUGCAAAGGAGCCGCCGUCAAUAAGUGAUGCUGUGCCCUUUGUCACACCGAUGGUCAACCUGGCUUCCAAAGGUGGAAGCUUCUACCAUUUGAUGAGGGACAAAUACAACCUGCCAAUAUACACGUUGCGGAUGCCGGGCUCGCGGCUUUACAUCGUCAACUCCCCCUCGCUACUAACGCCGAUCCAGAAUCAAUUUAGAAAGCUAUCCUUCACCGCCCUAGAGGCGAUCGUAGCUGUCAAUGUCUUUGGUGUGAGCAAAGACACCAAUGCAAUAAUAGGGGGCGACGUGACGAAUGAUACGGGCUAUCUAAUGAAUUUCCCCAAGUAUAUUCAUUCCGCUCUGAGUGCCGGACCUGGUCUGGACGCCCUCAACACAAGGUCAAUCGAAGUUAUCACUCAGUCUUUGGAUACCUGGGUCAGAAGUGGAUCGACAACCGUCAAAAUGUUCGAAUGGGUUCGUCACGAGCUACUCUUAGCUUCCACCGAAGGUGUGUAUGGACCCGGGAACCCCUUUCGCGACCCUGCUAUGGAGAAGGCUUGGUACACAUUUGAGCCACAUAUUAUGAUGUUUGUUUUAAACAUAUAUCCUCGCAUCUUCGCCAGGAAGAGUUUCAAAGCACGCGAAUAUAUGGUGAAAGUCUGGGAGCGCUAUUUCGACGAGGGCUUAUAUAAGAAAGGCUCUGAGCUAGUCAAGGCUCGUGUCAAGAUUAACGAAGACUUUGGAAUCUCCCUUGAAGACACUGCACGAAUUGAAAUCGGUGGUAGUCAGGCUAUCCUCGCAAACACACUGCCGGCAACGUUUUGGGUUAUCUACCACGUAUUUUCCGACCCGGUAGUCCUUCAAGACAUCAGAUAUGAGCUGCUUCAAGGCGUGUGCGAAGAUAAGGACGGUAACUAUAUGAUUGAUUUGACCCAUGUCAAAUCGUCUUGCCCGCUCCUGUUGUCCACGUUUAAGGAAGUGAUGCGUAUCCACUCCACCAGCACGGCCACUCGAAUAGCCAUGGAGGAUCAUCGGCUUGACGGCAAGUAUCUCCUCAAGAAGGGAAGCACUAUCAUGAUGCCGUCAAAGGUACAACAUACCAACCGUGCCGUUUGGGGCCAUACGGUGGAUGAGUUUAAUCACAAGCGUUUCAUGCGCGAGCCAGGUGUCAAGCGUGUCAAUCCAGUGGCUUUCCGCGGAUUUGGUGGGGGUACGACGCUGUGCCCUGGGCGGCAUUUUGCAUCCACUGAGAUUUUGAUGUUCACAGCUCUAGUCGUUCUGCGGCUCGAUCUCCACCCGGUGGACGGCAAAUGGGCCCAGCCCUCGACGGCCAAGUCGCCAAUGGUGAAUGCUAUGCCGAUUCCGGACUUAGAUAUCACUGUUGAGCUUCGACCUAGGAACUCGAGAAAUUGGAAGGUAUCCUUUUCCGGCUAUGCUAAGGACAUGGAGAUAUCAGCAGAAGACAUCGGAGGGAUCACCCAUGUUCCAGAGCAUUGA
Neoarthrinium moseri is the source of this 1560-nucleotide messenger RNA. RefSeq lists its product as uncharacterized. The coding region runs from base 1 to 1560 and encodes 519 amino acids. The transcript has 3 exons. The record is from RefSeq and is a predicted model, not a curated record. Lineage: Eukaryota; Fungi; Ascomycota; Sordariomycetes; Amphisphaeriales; Apiosporaceae. Gene Ontology annotation, molecular function: iron ion binding; heme binding; oxidoreductase activity, acting on paired donors, with incorporation or reduction of molecular oxygen.